This is a messenger RNA of Theileria equi strain WA, 1074 nucleotides long. RefSeq lists its product as hypothetical. The transcript has 3 exons. The record is from RefSeq and is a predicted model, not a curated record. NCBI's taxonomy places the organism in Eukaryota, Apicomplexa, Aconoidasida, Piroplasmida, Theileriidae. The coding region runs from base 1 to 1074 and encodes 357 amino acids.
AUGACUGGUAAGGGUGUAACCAUACAAAUUGGUUACUAUCCCGGAAGUGGAGGUCAAGUCAAAAAAGAUGAUAAAGGAUACUAUUACGAUAGUGGCAAUAAAGUUAACACUCCGGAAAAGGGUGGUAAAAUAGGGAAGAUUAAUAAGGGAAAGAGAAGGGUGGUGGUACCAGUUAUAAAUGUCCCAGUUGUAAAGCAAGUCUCCGCGUAUACCCAUGGCACUGAUUCAGGUACUUACUAUAGACAUUAUAUUCCUGGUUCCGGUUCAGUCUCUGGCUUUAAGAAUGGUGGAAAGUGGCAACGUGGACUUCCAUCUUUAAAGAGUGUUAGCGGUAGUGUUAUCAGGGUCUACUGUGAUAAUUCUGAUCAAAAACCUAUUGCGAUCGCUCAACAAGCUACUACAACUUACUGGUUCAGAAGAAAUACUAGUGAUGAAAAUGCUUGGACUGCAGUCGCUACCGCUCCUAAUCAAGCCUCGUCUGCUCUAUCUACUCCUUCCGUUGAUCUAGAUCUCUCUAAGAUGGAUGGAAAAUACAAUUUUGGAGGUACCGAAAUAAAGAUGGCUGUACUACUUAGUCAUAUUGGUGAUGGCUAUUACAGAUAUCUGUAUUCCCUGAGAGGUGCACCGUUCAAGGCUACUGAAAUCAAGCAUGGUCAAGGAACUACUCUUUCUGGUAUAGACACUUCUACCAACCCCCUACUCAGUGUCUCUGCAUACUAUCUAGGAGACAGUCCCAAUCUGGAUAAGCUUCUCCUAGAACUGAGAUCACAAGGUGGGAAGAAUUACAACUACUUUUACAGAGAUAAGAAGGAUGCACCUACAUGGUCCCCCUAUCUUGGAUCCGGAGGAAAAACUGGUAAGCAACUUGUUGGAUCCUCUCUAAAGACAGAACUUGACAAGCUUAAGAAGACACAAUUUCCUGAUCCUCCACCGGACAUUCUUCAGCAGAUACUUGAUUUCCUCAAUUCUACUUCUGGAAAAAUUACUGAAGGAGUUACAGGGGGUCUAACAACGGCUGGUACUUUGGGAUACGGAGGAUAUAAGCUAUUUAUCUCCCUAGCUACUCGUCUGUAA